GCCAAACAUUUUUUUGACAUACUAACUACCGUAUCUCCGUGCGACAACAUGCUGCAAUGGAGGAGAGGCAAACAGAACUCCUCGGCGGACCUCCUGGACCCCCCGACGAGGACCUCGAACCCAAGGCAGACCUCCCCGACGCCAGCCAACACCACACCCUCAAAUACCAUUUACUGGGCCCGAGUUUGACAAAGAGCGGACAGGACGGCGUCGACCAGAAAAAGGUCUCGGAGAUCAUUUACAACGCCUCCAAGGGGAGCAAGUACUUCAACAAUGAGGAGGUCAAGGACAAGCAGCUCACAGUCAAGAUCAACCGGAUCUUGGCCAAGAAGCGUGAGCUCGAGCGCAUCGAGGCUGCAGGCGGGCUCAAAAAUGAGAUGAAGAAGGCGGACGACUACAUUGCAGAUCUGGAGUAUGGUCGCGAUCUCACGCAGGCGAUCGUGCAUGUGGAUUGCGAUGCGUUCUAUGCCGCUGUGGAAGAGCUUGACCGACCUGAGUUGAAAGAAGUGCCAUUCGCGGUUGGCAAGGGUGUCCUGACCACUUGCAAUUAUCUGGCGAGGAAGUUUGGAUGUCGAAGUGGCAUGGCGGGCUUCGUGGCAGACCAGCUAUGUCCAGAGCUGAUUCAUAUCCCUCUCAAUUUUGAGAAAUACACGGCCAAGGCGAAGGAGGUCCGUUCGGUGCUGGAGCAGUACGAUCCCCGAUUCGAAAGCUCCUCGAUCGACGAGGCAUAUCUCAAUAUCACGCAGUACUGUAAAAAGCAUGACAUGUCUCCCGAGGAUGCAGUGAGCCAGAUGAGAGCUCAAGUCUUCGAGGAAACCAAGAUCACGGUGAGCGCUGGCAUAGCCGCGAACGCGAAACUAGCCAAGAUAUGCAGCAACAAGAACAAACCGAAUGGACAAUAUCGGCUGCCUUCGGAUCGGACGACAAUCAUGGGCUUCAUGCGAGAUCUUCCAACGCGCAAAGUUAAUGGUGUCGGCCGUGUCCUGGAGCGUGAGCUAGAUGCUAUCGGGAUCAAGACAUGCGGGGACAUCGGUCCUCAGCGACACUAUAUCAACCGCUUGUUCGGAGAGAAAGCAUUCGAGUUCCUCAUGGGCGUGCACCUGGGUCUUGGCCGCACAGAGGUCAGGCCAGCUGGGGAGACUGAAAGAAAGAGCGUUGGUACCGAAAGCACCUUUCACGACAUGUCGGAUCCGAAGGAGUUGAGGGACAAACUCAGGUGGAUUUCAGAUGAGCUAGAAAAGGAUCUUCAGCGCACCGAGUUCAAAGGAAGGACCUUGGUACUCAAGGUGAAGCUGCAUACCUAUGAGGUCCUGACCAGGCAAUUCCAGCCUCCCAAAGCGGUCUACACUGCUGAUGAUCUGUACCAUUUCGGCUUGCCUAUGCUGGUCAAGCUCGAGAGUGAACAUCCUGGUAUGAAGCUGAGACUCAUGGGUCUGAGAUGCACUCAUCUCGUGAGCACCAAGAAAGGAGAUGUAGACUUCUUUGGCAGAGCAAGAGGCAAGGUAUCGGCCGACGCAUCUAACACUGUCAAAGUUGACAACGACGGCUGGGAAGUGUGGCCAGACGAGGAAUUUGAGGAUGCUGCCAGGCAGGAACGCGAGGAAGAUAUGGCGGAGUUGGAGGCGCUCUCCCAGGAGCAUCAUGAUCGGAAGACUUCUGGCAAGCCGCCAGAGGAGGUAGAAGACUACGGUCGCUACGCAAAUGGCUUCGCGUGGCGGGCCUUGCUCGAGCAGGAGGCUGCUCAGAACAAGACGGAGUCAUUACCACCCGAGCAAUGGGAUUGUCCCAUCUGCAGCGUCCCACAAGCUGCUGACGAGAAGCGAUUCAACGAGCACAUCGAUGGCUGCUUGUCGCGGCAGACGAUCAAGGAGAUCGUGAAAGAGCCAUCUCCUGCAGACAAGAGAUCAACGCCGCUCACCCAGAGCAAUAGUGCGAAACGGAAGCGCGGCAAAAUUCAGGCCAACGGAAAAACGACAGCGGAGCACGAGAAGAAAGCGAAGAGAGCCUUCUUCGCCUGAUACUUGACAUUAGGGUCUUACGGGAUACCGGGCACAUCCAGGCUCGUCCGCCGGAUCUUUGAGGCGUGUGCAGACUCAAGUGUGCUCAAUAUGUUACAGAUUAUGACCAACGCUACAUUACGACGUUACGACCACACUCUUAUGUGUAAACAUGAAUAUGAAAUUCUCUCACAACCGUGCGACAAAGCCGCUCUUGUCGAUCUGCGUUCACUGUUAGCGGCGUCUUAUUGAUUAUACUGGGAACACGUACCUUGACGAGGUAAUCCUUGUUGAUGUCGCUGACCUUGGUCACACCAGCAAGAGCCAUGCACAGUUUG
Messenger RNA from Zymoseptoria tritici IPO323, 2335 nucleotides. RefSeq lists its product as uncharacterized. Gene Ontology annotation, cellular component: nucleus. Lineage: Eukaryota; Fungi; Ascomycota; Dothideomycetes; Mycosphaerellales; Mycosphaerellaceae. The transcript has a single exon. The coding region runs from base 57 to 2018 and encodes 653 amino acids. The record is from RefSeq and is a predicted model, not a curated record. Gene Ontology annotation, biological process: error-prone translesion synthesis. Gene Ontology annotation, molecular function: damaged DNA binding; DNA-directed DNA polymerase activity.